AUGGCUAGUGUUGAUAGUAAUGUUACAAAAUGUGCAACAGUCAGUGUAAUGUGGUAUUAUCCACGAGAUAAUUUAACAUUAACAAUUGAAACAUCUUUCACUAAAAAACAACGACCAUAUGGGAUUGAAAUCGAUAAUGAUGAAUUACUCAAAGGUAUACCACAUGUUUAUCGAAUUCUUGAUGGUCAAGAAACAGAAAUCACAACAACUGUCAAGAGCAUUAUUCAAAAAUCGGAUAAUAAUUUCCAAGUCGUUCUCAAACUACAAGGCCCUCCAAAGCUCGUCGCCCUUCAUGCCGAUAUUAAUUAUAAAGUGAUUGAGAUAUAA
This is a messenger RNA of Adineta ricciae, 327 nucleotides long. Lineage: Eukaryota; Metazoa; Rotifera; Eurotatoria; Adinetida; Adinetidae. The record is from the annotation of a GenBank genome assembly.